UGGUGGGAGAAAUUGCAAUCAAGCCAAGAAGAACUGUAAUGGCGUCGAGUAGCAUUGGAAAAAUUUACCAAAUUGUGUUAUUUAAAUGUGAUUUUUCCCAUGAAUUUUGAAGAAUUUGCAAAAAGUUUAUAGUGUUUCUGCAAGAAUAGUUCUAAAGCAGUUGAUUGCUGCUCAAAAUUUGGUGAAAAAGUUGUGGUAAAUGUGCGAAAAUUGAAGAAAAGUGAGUGACAGAUCUCCCGCUAUUUACCGCGUCGAUUCUAAAUAUCCUCGAAUUUUCCUGAAUUGAGCCUCAGUUCUGGGGAUAUUUUGGUGUAGGGAGUGUCUCCUGGACACCAGGAAUAGGGACAAGGUAAAAUUGAUAGUGCUGAACAAGUGUAAAAAGUGGUAAAUGGGAUAAAUGUAUAGGGCUCUUGCGAUGUUGUUAGGACGAUGUCAAGUUUGUGGUUAGUUUGGUGAAGGAAUAAUCCCAAUACUUCUGACCAAAUUUGCCAAUUUUGGCUGUUAAUGUGAGUAAAAUAAUCUGUGAGAAUGAGUGUUGCACCUGAAGAAUUCGAUACGGUGGUUUUUGAGAAGAAUCUCAGUAAUCUCAAAGACACCCAGGACAGUAUCAGUUCCAUGUCAACCUGGUGCCUCCAAUGGCGAUCCCAUCACAAGAAAAUCGUCUCGAGCUGGCUCACGGUGCUCAAACAAGUCAAAGUUGAACAUCGUCUGACGCUGUUCCAUCUGGCCAAUGAUGUCAUUCAGUACAGCAAGAGGAACAAUUAUGAGUUUGUGGAAAGCUGGGGUACAACUCUCCAGCGAGCCACCACGAUGGUGCGCGAUGAGAAGGUAAAGAACCGGAUUCUGCGGAUCUUCAAGAUCUGGGAACAGCGUGGAGUGUACAAUGAUGAUUUCAUUGGGGAUCUCGUGGGGUUGCUCAAUAUGCCACCACCGGCCAAAAAGAACCAGGAAUCCAAGGAAAAUCUCCCUGAAGUUGAAGAUCCCCAAACCACAGCGCUCAUUGCCAAUAUCCGGGACUGCGUGAAGCUUCAGGAACGCACAGAUAAAUGCUUCAAGAACCUCGCCAAGACUCCUCAAUGCGACAUUGACAAUAUCAAGCAAAAUCUCAAAGAUCGCAGUCACGUGGAGGAUGUAGAAAAGGAACUGGAGGAGUGCCUUUCGAGCCUGGAGACCUACAUGACUACCCUGAAGGCAGAGAUCAAAGCACGUGGCAUCCUCAUUACAGCCCUUGUCCAAGCCGAUGAGUUCUAUCACAAUCAGCGAGGGGACGUCAAGACGGUUGCAAUUGCCUAUCGUAAUUUUGGGAAUCGCGUGAAGACGAUGAAGAAGAAGUUGGAGGAGUUGACACCAACUCUGCCCAGUCCAAUGCCAUCUCCGGACAUAAAUGCCCCAUCACCGGAACCAGAUGUUGAAUUUGAGUUUCCGGGAAGUGGGAAUAACUACUCCAAUGGCUUCAUGAGCUACAUGGACGGUGGUGCUCUGCCCUUUGACAUCAAUGAUUUCCAUCGGGACAGUCACACGUCGAGGAUGCAGCAGGAUGAAGGAAGUAAUAUGGGAGAUGGUAGGUCGUCGGCACAACAGAUUCAAGUGAUUGAUUCCCGGGGCACCAAUAAAAGUGAAACGGACUUCAGUGUUAAUGACAUCUUCAAGAAUAUCAUUAACGAUAAUACGCCACCGCCAAGUGGCUACAUCCCGUCACUGCAGACGCCUCAGCCCGUGCCACCGGUUAUGUCCAAUUCACUGCCGCCGUAUCGGGGUGCAGGGGCUGGUGGGCAGGGUGGUCAACAGGCAUACAAUCCCGGUCUCGAUAUGAGUGAAUUCAAUGCUGACAAUGACUACGGAAGUGGAUAUGGAAUUGAUUCGAGGCAGAACUAUUCGGCUCCGAGCAUUGUUCCACCGCCCGUUCCGCCGCCAAUUGGGCAGAAUUCCAUGGAGAGCUAUGGGGGAUCGUGGGGGAACAGUGGAUUGGAGUGGUUGGAAAAUGAUUCUGGGAACUAUGAAGAGUCCAUUGAGACCCCUUCGUCACCGCCGCACUUUGAUCGGAAGCCACAGGGCAAUGAUGGAGGAAUGAUUGAGUAUGAUGAGAAUGCAGAGAGUUCUGGGGCAGGUGACAUUGAUCACAGGCAGCUGAAUCUUCCAUCGGAACAUCUAUCAGCGCCACUCAAAGCGAAAAAUCGUGCCGUCGAUGUUGAUCAUCGAAAUUUGAUAUCCCUGACGGGAUCUCCCGGAUCGAAGGUGAACACAGAGAAGGAGAUUCCACCCCCACCAGUGGCACCUCCACUUCUCUGGCCACCUUCUGGUCCUUCUGGCCAGGACAUUGACUUGCGAAUGCAAAAUACUCUUCCGCCUGUGACGUCUAGCAGCGGCGAGAGAGUGAGUCCAAAGCCGACUGUUGACAAGGAAGAUGUAGUAGUACCCCCACCACUGCCUCCUCCUCUUAUUCUCUUUGAGCCACCACCUUCCUUCGAGGAUCUCUUCAGGGAGUCCAGCAACACUGAUUCACCGGCACCUUUGCUACCAAAUUUCCAAAAACCCCCUCCUGGAUUUAUUGUGCCACCAAUUCCACCGCUAAACAGUGUGCAGGCCAAGAAGAACCUGAAGUCGCCAAAUGCGAAGAAUCAGCAGAAUGGGCCAGACAAUGUGGAAAGUGUUGACAUGGAGAUGUCGGAUGAGGACAUGGAGGAAUAUCACAAUAUGCAAGAAGAGGAGGAUCAGGAGCAAGAGGCUGAGGAGCAGGAGGAAGAGGAUGAUGGGAAUGAUGGUGGGAUGAAUAUGAUGCAACAGAAUAGCAUGGGAGGAGGACCAAGAGGAAUGCCUCCGAUGCCCUUUAUGCCGCCGCCAGGAAUGAACUUUUCGCCGGGAAUGAAGAUGUGGAAUGACAAGGGUCCUGCACCGCUUCUGCCAACGCCUCCUGGAGGCCCAAUGCGUGGUGCUGGGGGCAAUGGCAGCUGGAAUGGACCACCAGGAGGAGGAGGAGGAGGAGGCCCAGGAGGGAAUUUCCCACGAGGUGGCUUUUUUGGUGGUGACAGGAUGAGGACUCCGCCAUUUAACAUCCAGCCGCCCUUCAAUUUCCGCCCGGGCAUGAAUAUGCGAGGCAUUGGAAGGCCACCCAGAGGACGACCACAUCCCUUCAGGGGGAAUCCCAUGUUCCGCGGAGGAGGCGGAGGAGGGAAUCGUGGAGGACGAGGGGGAAAUUGGUGAAGAGAAGGAUGGUUCUGAAUAAAAAUUAAAAAAAUAAAAGAAAUAAUUUGUCAAUACAUUUCGCUGGAAUAUAAAAUAAUUUUGGCAUUAAUUUGUAAAGAAGAAGGAAAAGAAGGAAGAGGAGAAAGGAUUGUGUUUUUCUUUGUAGUUUUUAUUGGAUUUUGCUAAAAAAAAAAAAAUACCCAAAUCACUGUGUGCAAAUUAUGUAAUUUAUUGCACGGUGUUAACAAAUGAUUUUAAAAAGAAAUCUUUUAAAAUAAAACAAACUAAAAAGGAAAUACAAGUUAGUUGUUAAGUGAAAGUAGAAAUUGCGUUGAAGAAAUCUUUGAAAAAGAAACAUUAAAAAAAAUGAAAUAAAAGAAGAGUUUUUUCCUGCUUAA
Molecule: messenger RNA, 3581 nt
Organism: Phlebotomus papatasi
Lineage: Eukaryota; Metazoa; Arthropoda; Insecta; Diptera; Psychodidae
Exons: 7
Coding region: 529-3201 (890 amino acids)
Biological process (GO): mRNA 3'-end processing
Cellular component (GO): RNA polymerase II, holoenzyme
Molecular function (GO): RNA polymerase II complex binding
Source: RefSeq, a predicted model, not a curated record